AUGAGCGAAAUCUCUAAAAAUGACCAGCCGACAAGAGUGGGUUCCUGGUGCAAGAAGUAUUUGUUGGAAGACGAGAAACACGCAGAGAAGAUCAUGAACUUUCCUGUCAACCCAACAUUCGCUGAUUACAUUCUUAUCAAGUAUCGCAAGUUUGUGGCAGUGCUGAUCCCGUUUUGUCUCAUUCAUUCUAUCUGGUGGGCGACUGCAUUCAAGCAUGACUUCUUCCAAUACUAUCCAGAAUAUUGGCACAUGCCAGUCACAAUGGUGGUUGGAGCCCUUAUCUCCGGGAUGACUGCCGAAGGAGCCGGUGCUGUCGCUUUUCCGGUUAUGACCUUAGUUCUUCAUCUGGCUCCAUCGAUCGCCAGAGAUUUUGCGUUAAUGAUCCAGUCGAUAGGAAUGAUGGCUGCCCUUGUCUGUGUGGUUUUCAUGAAGGUCAAAUUCGAUGAGCGUGCAGUGAUAUAUGGAAUAGCCGGAGCCAUACCAGGUUUCAUUUUUGGAGUGCAUUGUAUUGACCCACUAUUCACUGGAGCUCAGAAGAAAAUGCUUUUCGUUUCCAUCUGGACCUCAUUCGCGUUUGCUCUAGGGAUUCUGAACGCACAAAAGAAGCGACCAACGUUUGUGAAGAUUCCAGAGUUUUGUGUCUGGAAAGGAUUACUGUUGUUUUUAACUGGAGUUGUUGGAGGAGUUUUUGAUGCGUUUGCUGGGAGUGGAAUCGAUAUUUGCAUGUUUUCCACGUUGACUCUCCUGUUUCGAGUUAGUGAGAAAACUGCAACACCGACGACAAUGAUACUGAAAGGCGUGGUCUCAAUGUUUGGCUUCUACUACCGAGCUGUUCAAAUGGGUGAUAUCUCGGAAAUCGCCUGGAAAUAUUUCACAUGCACCAUACCGGUAGUUGCAACAAUGGCUCCUGUCGGCUCUUUCCUCGGAUCUCAUCUCCAUCGUCAAGUUAUUGCCGCUUUGAUUUAUAUUUUGGAAGCUGCCUCUCUAGUUGGAUUCUUGCUCACUAAACCAACAUGGUUCCUAAUAAUCAUGUCAGUGAUCAUCAUCGCUUGCGGUUUUGUAUUCUUCCAAGUUAUGGCCAAAUUGGGAGAGAUUCUGAUGAAGUACGUGGACUUGAAUCGAGCAGACGAAAUCUCAAAUGGAGAGGAUAGUGAAGAUAAAGUUGUGCUUCAUAUGGAGGCUCAAGAUGUAAAGUUUACAUGA
Molecule: messenger RNA, 1203 nt
Organism: Caenorhabditis briggsae
Lineage: Eukaryota; Metazoa; Nematoda; Chromadorea; Rhabditida; Rhabditidae
Exons: 8
Coding region: 1-1203 (400 amino acids)
Cellular component (GO): membrane
Source: RefSeq, a predicted model, not a curated record